AUGUCUCAAACCUUAUCAUCGCCCUCAUCCAUUCCAGAGUCGGGCUCAACGAAUCAAGACCCUGAAGCCUAUUCCUAUCUUUUGAAUAUGAGAUUUGAGUACAAUAUUUCAACACAUCAUUAUCCAUUUCAACGUCAAGGAAAACCAACACCACUAACAAACAACAAUUACAACAACACCGCCACUUCACCUACUAAUCCAAUAUUAUAUGCUCCUGCAUUGAGGGGAGAUCUUUCAAGAGGUUUUGUGAGAUAUAUCGGAACUCUUCAAGAUCAACCCAAGACUCAACUUUUUGUGGGAGUUGAAUGGGAUUAUGAGGUGAGAGGAAAACACGACGGAGAACUCAAUGGUGUGAGAUAUUUCAAAACUAGUGAUGGGCGAAAGAGUGCAAGUUUUAUCAAACUCGAAACCUUUUUAAGAUAUUCCACAUUGGGUGUCGAUUUCUUGGAUGCUGUUCAUGCCAAAUAUAAGAAUAAGGAUUUCAGAGAGGAAGAAAUGUAUAUCUAUUCAGCAACAAAAAAGACUCAAAUUUCAGUAGAGCUUGUGGGUCGUAAAGAUUUGGAGGAAAAAUUGGAAAAACUCGAAAAUUUAACAGAGCUCGGUUUGCAAGAAUCAAAAGUUUCAAAAAUUCAGGAAGGAUUGGGCUCUCUUUUUGGCAAUGUAAAGUCCAUAGAUUUAACAGCAAAUUUAAUUACAUCAUGGUCUCAAGUUGAAAUCAUCUUGAAAGAAUUUCCAAAAUUGCAAAAUUUAAUCCUUUCAUCCAAUCGGUUCUCAUCAUUGGAAAUUCAAAACACUCAACCCUAUGUGAGCGUGAAAAUUCUUGUCAUGAAUGAUGUUGCCAUGAAUUGGGGAAUAUUUGCAGAGAAGAUAUUGCCUCUCUUUCCCCAAGUGGAGGAGGUUCAUUUUCGAGAUAAUAAUGUCACCGAUCAAGAUUUGGAAAGGGUUGUAUUCCCUUCACUCCCAUCACUUAAAUCAAUGAAUAUUUCUGGAAACAAACUUUCUUCCUGGAAUGUGGUUUGGAAAGCAUUUGGAUCCAUCCCACAAUUAAGUAGACUUUUGCUCAACUACAACUCUCUCAAGAGAAUCCAAUGUUUGAAUAGAGAGGAAUUCCCUUCAUUGAAGAGCCUCUCCGUCACAAACAAUAAUAUUGAAGAAUGGGAUUCUAUCAAUGAGCUCAACAAAUUUUCAUGUCUCGAGGAAUUGCGAUUGGACAAUAAUGCUAUUCAGGAAAAAUACGGAGUGACCAACACCCGACAAGGAGUUAUUGCAAGAAUCAAAUCUCUUCAAACUUUCAAUGGAAGCGAAAUUAAAAAGAAAGAACGAGAAGAUGCUGAAAAGUAUUAUCUUAAACAAUGCGGAAGAGACAAAAUGGCGCUAAUGAGCAGUGAAAGUAGUUCCAACAGUAAUUACAUGAAUUUUCUUGAAAUGCAUCCACGAUACGAGGAGCUUGUGUCCAUGUAUGGAGAUCCAUGUGAAAACGAGUCAUCAAGCUCGGCUACCACAAGAGUCAGCAAUGAAUUUGUUUCUUUGUACAUUAAGAACGUGGCUGCUUCAGUUGCUUCACAUGGUCACAUUGUUGAGAAGAAAAUUCCUUACGGUUUGACCAUCAAAAAACUCAAGCUCAUGUGCCAACGUUUAUUCAAACUUGAUACAUCUAAACAGCACCUCUUCUACGUCGAUGUUGGUCACUCAUUACCAGAACCUUUGAGUGACGAUUUCAAAGAUAUUGACUUUUAUGCUGUAAAAGAUGGAGGAACAAUAUUGAUGGAAGAAAUUGAUGAAGUGCAGGAGCAACGAAAAUUGGAGCUUGCAAAGAAAGAGAAGGAGCGUAGCUUGAAAGAACAGGAAGAGCAAGUGGCAAGAGAAAUGCGGUGGAAACAUUUGUAA
Molecule: messenger RNA, 1887 nt
Organism: Naegleria fowleri
Lineage: Eukaryota; Heterolobosea; Eutetramitea; Acrasida; Naegleriidae
Exons: 2
Coding region: 1-1887 (628 amino acids)
Molecular function (GO): protein binding
Source: RefSeq, a predicted model, not a curated record